This is a messenger RNA of Vollenhovia emeryi, 2561 nucleotides long. RefSeq names its product dihydrolipoyllysine-residue succinyltransferase component of 2-oxoglutarate dehydrogenase complex, mitochondrial-like. The transcript is spliced from 9 exons. Lineage: Eukaryota; Metazoa; Arthropoda; Insecta; Hymenoptera; Formicidae. Gene Ontology annotation, molecular function: dihydrolipoyllysine-residue succinyltransferase activity. The record is from RefSeq and is a predicted model, not a curated record. Bases 86 to 1552 code for a protein of 488 amino acids. Gene Ontology annotation, cellular component: oxoglutarate dehydrogenase complex. Gene Ontology annotation, biological process: tricarboxylic acid cycle.
CGCCGUUCGCGUGCGGACGUCCGAGCGAGCGAGCGAGCGAGACGAGUGAGUGCGUGCGCGCGUACGUUUCGCCUGCAUUGGAGGGAUGGCCGCGAUGUUGUCCAACUGCUCGCGGUUCGCGCCCCGCGUGAUCGCGCGGAGCGGCGUGUUGCGGGCCGAGGUCGCGAGAUCGUUGUGUAGUCAAGGGCGCACUGCAGUUGUCCACGCCGAACGUGUACCCAGCGCCAAAGUCCCGUUAUGCAGAAGGUACAAGGCGAACCACUGUUGGAUAAGCCAAGCGAGACAUAUACGUUCGACCGCGGCGCUAUGGGAGAUCAGGGAGGUCGUGGUGCCGCCGUUCGCCGAGAGCGUGAGCGAGGGCGACGUGAGGUGGGAGAAGAAGCCCGGCGACCAGGUGAAGGAGGACGACGUGCUCUGCGAGAUCGAGACAGACAAGACUUCGGUUCCCGUACCGUCGCCCGGGUCCGGCGUCGUAAAGGAGCUCUUCGUUAAGGACGGCGACACGGUGAAGCCGGGACAGAAGCUGUGCAGCAUCGACAUCGGCGCGACCGGCGGCGCCGCGCCCGCGGCGAAGGAGUCGCGGCCCGCCGCGGCUGCUCCAGCGCCGGCGAAACCCGCUGCCGCGGCACCGCCACCGCCCCCGCCGGCCGCGGCACCGUCGCCACCACCGAGCGCGGCGGCACCGCCGCCGAGACCCGCACCGGCGCCGGUUUCGCCUCCGCCCGCUCGACCGGCACCUUCGCAGGCGCCUGGCGCGUCCAUGCCGGUCGCGGCUAUCAAACACGCUCAGUCGCUGGAAGGCGCGAAGGUUCAGCUACCUCCUACCGAUUACGCACGCGAGAUAAUCGGCACCAGGACAGAACAGCGAGUGAAGAUGAAUAGGAUGCGACUGCGUAUCGCGGAACGUUUGAAGGAUGCGCAGAACACGAACGCUAUGCUGACUACGUUUAAUGAAAUUGAUAUGAGUCGCAUUAUGGAAUUCCGAAAGACGCACCAGGACUCGUUCACGAAAAAGUACGGUAUCAAACUUGGGUUCAUGAGUCCGUUCGUCGCGGCCAGUGCCUACGCUCUGAAAGACCAGCCCGUGGUGAACGCCGUGAUAGACGGCACCGACAUCGUAUACAGAGAUUACGUAGACAUUAGCGUGGCGGUCGCGACGCCGAAGGGGCUCGUCGUGCCGGUUCUUCGCAGCGUGGAGAACAAGAACUUCGCCGAGAUCGAGAUCGCGCUGGCCGGCAUUGGCGAGAAGGCCAGGAAAGGGAAGAUCACCGUCGAGGACAUGGACGGCGGCACCUUCACGAUAAGCAACGGCGGCGUUUUCGGCUCGUUGCUGGGCACCCCCAUCAUCAAUCCGCCGCAGAGCGCGAUUCUUGGCAUGCACGGCGUCUUCGACAGACCGAUCGCCGUUAAGGGAGAGGUUGUUAUUAGGCCAAUGAUGUACGUGGCUCUUACGUACGAUCAUCGGCUGAUCGACGGACGCGAGGCUGUCAUGUUCCUGAGGAAGAUCAAAGCCGCCGUGGAGGAUCCUCGAGUUAUCUUGGCUGGCCUUUAAUAACUUGGGAUACGUUUAUCGCGCGCGUUAACCCGCGCGUUAACGAUCACGGUGGACAAGCAAGAACGCGACGCGAGAGUCCGGAAACUCGGCAGGGAGCUCGUCCCGUUUCCGGAAACCUCUAAUCAUUGGAACGUACCUCGACAUCCCGUUUCGAAUCCCGUCAAUCUCCAACCAACACGUGGGACGACCGUGACAAGUGCGGUCACAAACGAACACGCCAACUAGUCCGUUAUUCUGAAUUUUUGCAGCGAAAGUGUCACAAGACACGCAUCUUGCCUCGCACGUUGUAUAUUACGCCAGGCGACGUAACUUUUGUUAAAAAAAAAAAUCCCAACACGGUACCCGAUAACGAUUGCCGAAUAACCGAUAAUCGCGUUCUCGUAUCGCGCCACGCCGCUGUCGAAAGGCGGAGCGCGGUGAGGCCGAGGCCGAGGAAGGGCUAGAAGGUACUUAAUCCCUAAGUACUUUAGUAUGUAGAUCCACAAGCUAAAAUAAAAUCUCACCAAUCUAAGUCUCCUUAGCGUUGUUGAAUCACACCGCGGGCGUCGUAGGAUAAGUAACGUGGCUCGAUAGAUAUUUAAAUACGGAUACUGUUUGCACUUGUGCCGAGCAUCUCGGCGGGAAAGUCUGUCGCAUUCUCGAGAAAGAGCGAGAGAGAGAGAGAGCGGGGCAUUCGUGUUCUUGUAAAUCAAAAGGCUGUUUAUUAAAUAAAAAGAUAAACCAAAUCAACAUGUUGUGUGGAGCGAGACGAACGGGGCGUUUACGUAUAUAAGAGCACACUGCCAGGUCCUAGCGGCGAACGGGUAUUUCGUACGAAUCCACUCCGCGUGCUGAUAACGGCGUUAUCUCGCGACGUCUCUCAUCGCCGUGUUCUGCGUCGUCAGACCGCGGCUUUAUCCGCGACGAUGCGCGAGUGCUCUCUUAGGCCCAUUGUAAGAUACAUUGUACAUCGCUCAAUACUGUGUAUUAACGAGAAACCGCAUAUAAAGCACGCUGAGUAAACAUC